Calypte anna (Anna's hummingbird) is the source of this 9531-nucleotide messenger RNA. It is a transcript of the gene PRUNE2, whose product is annotated as prune homolog 2 with BCH domain. Gene Ontology annotation, molecular function: pyrophosphatase activity. Bases 91 to 9273 code for a protein of 3060 amino acids. Gene Ontology annotation, biological process: apoptotic process. Lineage: Eukaryota; Metazoa; Chordata; Aves; Apodiformes; Trochilidae. The record is from RefSeq and is a predicted model, not a curated record. Gene Ontology annotation, cellular component: cytoplasm. The transcript has 18 exons.
CAGGCGGAGGUCUUGUCAGUCCUCUCGGUCCUGCCGGUCCUCUCGGUCCUGCCGGUCCUCUCGGUGCUGCCGGUGCUGCCCGCCGGCGCCAUGGAGGAGUUCCUGCAGCGCGCCCGGUCCAAGCUGAACAGGAGCAAAUGCCUGGAGAAAGUCCAUGUUGUUCUUGGGAAUAAAUCCUGUGAUUUAGAUUCACUCAUUUCUACUCUGGCAUAUGCCUACUUUCUAGACAAGGUCAGCCCUCCUGAUGUUCUUUGCUUACCUGUGUUGAAUAUACCAAGAGGAGAUUUUAGCUAUUUUACCGAGACAAGAUUUAUAUUGGAGGAGCUGAAUAUCCCGGAGUCAUUCCAUAUCUUCCGAGAUGAAAUCAAUUUGCACCAGCUGAAUGCUGAAGGGAAAUUGUCUUUAACACUUGUAAACAGCAACAUGCUUUCAAGUGAGGAUAAAAGUUUGGAAUCAGCUGUUGUUAAAGUCAUCAAUCCGGAUGAGCAAUGUGACGGCAGCCUGGAGUUACAAGCAUCGUCUUCCUCUUUAGUACUAAAAGAGAUUCUUCAAGAGGCACCAGAGUUAAUCACUCAGCAACUGGCUUAUCUCCUCAGAGGAAGCAUUCUCUUCAAGUGCAUGUCUUUGGAGGCUGGCAAAAUUACAGAUCAUCAAGAGAAAGUGCUCUCAAUCCUAGAGGAAAAGUUUCCAGAUCUUCCCCCACGAGAAGAAAUUAUCUCUGUUCUCCAGGAGACUCAGUUUAAACCACAAGGAGAAAGUAUUGAGGAGGUUAUGCUGAAAGAUCUGAAGGAGAUUUCAGAUGGAGAAAUCAAAGUAGCAAUUAGCACUGUCUACAUGACACUGGAGGACUGCAUGUUACACAGGAGUCUCGUUGGUGAUCUGAAAACAUUCACAGAUAAAUAUGGGUUUGAUGUACUUGUCAUUUUGGCCAACUGUUUGUUAGAUGAGAAGCAAACAAAACGACAGAUAGCAGUAUACUCGGAAAACUUAGAGCUAGGCAAUCAGAUCUGCUGUGAACUAGAAGAAUGUCAGAAUCCUUGUUUGGAGCUGGAUCCUCUAGAAUGUGGAUGUGACCAAAUUCUCAUUUAUCAUCAAGAAAAUUCUUUGGUGACCUGUGAUCAAAUUCUUCUUCUAGUUAAGGAAGUUAUAAAUAGAAGACAACCAGAAAUGGUAUCCAACAGCAGAACUUCCUCUACUGAAGCUGUUGCUGGGAGUGCUCCACUUUCACAGGGAUCUUCUGGUAUUAUGGAGUUAUAUGGUUCUGAUGUAGAACCACAGUCCAAUUCUGCUAAUUUUAUAGAAAAUCCUCAAGAUCUAAAUGGAUCCAUCCAAGCCCAUGUUGAUGUUAAUGUAGACCUUGUGAGUCCAGACAGUGGAUUGGCUACCAUUAGAAGCAGCCGGUCUUCCAAGGAGAGUUCUGUUUUCCUUAGUGAUGAUAGCCCUGUUACAGAAGGUGCUGCUUCCCAUCACAGUCUUCUGCCUGGUUUUGAUUCCUGUAGCCCUAUUCCUGAAGGAGCAAUAGCUGAAGAACAAAACCCUCAGGCUAGAGACAAUAGUGAUAACUUUGAUCUUUUCAAUUUUGAUCUGGCACCUGCAGUUACAGCUCCAUCUGAGUCAUCUUCUCAUUCUGUGGAUUGCUCCCCAGCAGAUGACUAUUUCCUUAAUAGUGACUCAUCAGAAGGACAGCAUCUCACUGUACAGAAAGAACUUGAUGAAGCAAACCUGAUGGAAAGUGAUGCAGCAAAUUAUUCAUCUGACUUACUUAUGACAACAUCUGAUGGAGACAAUGUAGCUGAAUUUGAUGAGAACCUAGGAGAAAGGUGUGAGAAAACUUCAAGUUUAAUUGAUGUAGUGGCAGAUGAGUCUUCUUCACCCGAAAUGUUAAAAUCUGCUGACUCAAGAAUUCCACCAACUCCUAUGAACAGUCUCGUAGAAACUUCACCAUUAGAUAAUGGGCAGUCUUUAUUUUUCCCACAAGAUGUCAUUAAAAAAAUUAAUGAAAUAGAUGGCACAAAUUAUUCUCAGUCUCGCGUGAGAUGUGGAAGCUGGUGGGAUGGCUUUGACCUAGAGUCCAGAAAUGCUGAUACAUGGAGUUCGAGUGAGCAGGAGUCUGUAUUUCAGAGCCCUGUCUUAUGGAAAGAUUGUAAGGAAAGUCCCUUGCUACGAGAACAUGUUGAGAGAAGAGCCUCAGAUUCUGUAUUUCUCCAAAAACAGCCAAAGCAAAUGGAAUUCAUGAGAGCAGGCCUGUGGGACGUUAAGUUUAAUCAAGAUGAUUGGAACCAUGAGAAUCAAGAGAAAAACAUUGAACAUUCACAUUUGCAACCUGCCUUGUUAGAUGAGACGAAGAAAGAACCAGAGAGCUUUACUGACCCAUGGAAGAUCACUCAGAAAACAUCUGUGAUGCCAGAUGCAUGGGGUACUGGAGAAGAGAAAGGUAGUCAGGUAGCUGGAGAAUCUUACAAAGUCUGGGCGAAGUUUGAUGCAGGAGAUACUGCUGGAUCGUCAGAAAAUGUAUGGAACGUGCCUGUACUGGAUAGAGGAAAAAACCCAGUGAAUAUUCCUGGAGAAUGGGCUUUAACAAAAACUAAUUUAUUGGAUUCCUCAGAAAUCAUAAUGGACAAUGACACUAAAAAUCCACCUAUUCAAGUAUCUCCAGAAGCCUGGGAUAAAGAAAGAUAUUAUUCAGUAGAAGAAUAUGGAAAAUCUGAAAAUAUAAAUUCUAUUUUCAAAAAUAUGCAAAAUAAUUCCAGCCUGGAAACAGAAGAACAAAGUGUAUUUGGUGACCCUAAACAUAGACCAAAACAAUUUGAAACUAUAGAGACCUGGGAUAUGUAUGAUAAAAACACUAGGAAAGAAGCAACAGGAGUAGUGGUGCCAUGGGAGGACACCUUCUUGUAUAAACCCUCCAACCUUAGUUCACCAAAUACAGGUGAAGAUUUAGUUGUUUCUCCACCAGACACCAAUUAUUCAACAUCCGAUUCAUAUGUAUCACCUACAUAUGUGGAAGAUGAAAGAGAAAAUGAGAACAAAAAUUUUGAUGAAGAAGCAGUUACUGAUAAAUUGAUAAGCCCAAAUUUGGAUGAACCAAAAGUACUUGAGAAACCAAAUGAGGAACCUAUAUCUACUAGCAACAUGCCUUUUACAAGUGUUGGAAACACAGACAUCUGGAACACUCCUCUAAAUAAUGUUACCCAGUUAAAGGAAAGAUAUUCUGAAAUUACUGAUUUUUCUGCCACUGCUAAACCUUUCCUUAAUUCAGAACAAGCAGCUAAUAAAGGCUUUUCAACUGAGAUACAGACUAGUGAAAAUAUUUUUUCUACAUCUGAAAACAGAAGAGUAACACCAGUAUACAAUCAAACAGUGAAUGACUUAUCACCACCACAGAACAAAUUAAAUACUAUACAAGCUGCAGCCAAAAAUGUAGAAACAGUGAGCAGUGUUACUGCAGAAGACACAGACAUAUCUAUGCCAACUUCAGACACUGGGAAUGGUGUGGAUAUGAAAAUAUGUGACUUAGGGAGUGAGAUGCCUAAUAGGAGUGCUUUACAAAACACUGCUAAUGUUGGUGAAAAGCUGAACAAUCAGGAGGAUUCAGUACAGCAUCUGAAUUCAUGGACAAUACAGAGUGAUCAGAGUUGUGAAGAAGGCUGGCACAGUGCCAUUGCCAUCUCUCAGGAAGGAAAAGAGGAAUAUAAGAGAACAGAUGAGACAAGUGGACAGCAAAUGAUUAGAGACAUUUAUGAUAAACCAGUUCAAGAGGACAGUGAAUCUUCAUGUAAUGCAGAUUCAGAAGAAAAUAGAUCAGCAACUCAAGUUCCCAGCUCUCCAGAAAAAAUGAGGAAUAGUGCUAGUUUGGAAGCACUAAUCACAACGAAUGAGUCAUUUUCCAAUGGAAGUAAUCCAGUUUGUCAGGAGGAGAGGGAAGACUUAUCACAGAAUAAUGUGGAAUCUUCUUCAAGUGCUUCUGAGGAAGGCAGAAAUUACAAAACUGUUAAAAACUCCAGACCAAAAAAUUACAAUUAUAGUGAAACAUCAGAGCUGCUUUCUGAGAAAGCUGAAGAGGAGACUACAGUGACAAAGGAUACAUCAAGUCCUGAGAUGGGAAGUAUCUCUGAAAGUUCUUAUAAGGAUAAUGGUGAUCCUGAAGAUAAUUAUUCUAAACUGUUGAGAAGCCCAGGCACCUGGAAUGACUCUGGAAAGAGUGUUGGUUUCCUAGCCACAUCAAUUCCUUUGAUGAAUGAACCACAAGAAGUGCUGGGAGAAGUGAAAGAGGACGUACAUGAAAUGUUGCCUAAGUAUCCAGGCAUUUGUGAUUCUGAAUCUUUUAAAAAUAGCUCAGAACUGAACAGAACUCAUGAAAAGUCUUUCCCAGAUGAGUUUAUGGAGAGUCCUUCUGGAUAUGUCAGUGUUCCUGACAUGACAGAUAUGUCUGUAGUGGGAAGUUCGUUUUCACAUGAAAUCAGUUCUGGGAAAAAUGAAAAUUUUGAAAAUUUAGAACUUGCUAAUAAUAUUUCUGAAGAAAUAUGUGUAGUGCCUCAUGACAGUUUUCCCCAAACUACUUGGAAUUUACAGCCAUAUGAAGAUUUGCACUCUCCUGGAACAAGUCCUGAAGCAAGUGAAGUCCUUGAAAUGGCAAACACCACAAGUAGCAUUUCAAAGAGUAUACAGAUCAAAAGUUAUUUGGAAGGAGAUAAUGUGUGGAGUGAUUCAAUAAAUGAUUAUGUACACUCAAGUGGAACAAGUCCUGAUUUAAGUGAUGCAUCUGUGAAUGUCUGGGGAGACCUCCCAGUUGCCAGUCAUCACAAAAGAUCUAUGGGUGUGUGGGAUAUUAAAAAUAAUAAAAAUCUUGAAGAUGCUUGUAAAAAGAAUGAAUUGGACAAUGAAUCUGAAGGCGUUGAAACAAGUGCUGAACAGAACAAAGUUCCUAGAAGCUUAGAUUUUUGGAAUGCCCAUGUAGAUGAUGAUGAUGAUACUGUAUCUUCUUUAUCAAGUCCUGACAUAAAUGAAGAUUCAGAGAAUUCAGAGGCAUGCCCAGAAGUGAUUAAUGAAGAUUCCACAUAUGAAAACAAACAGCACAAGGCAUCUGAAAUUGGAGGGAAUUUUCCUCAGUCCAAUACAACAAGUCAUGAAGCAAAAGGAGAUAAUUUAAACACAGAAGCUAAGGUGAGAGAGGAGUUCCAGGUUGUCAUCCCUAAUGAAAAUUCUGAAACAAGUAAAUCUAGGAAAGUACUGCAGGAAGACUUGACUAUAGUGAAGUAUAAUGAGACUUCUGAAUAUUUAGGUAAUUUGGAAACACUUCAGAAAAAAGCUCAGGUGAGUAUUUUCAGUGAAAAACCAGGUAGCAGAGAAGACUCAUGUUUUAAUCAAAUGAAAGAAGAUGCUACACCAACUUUUGCUGUUGGUGAUGAAGAAAAGUAUUCUUCAAAAUCUGUAGAUAUGUGGAAUAUGUCAUUGGAAGCUGAUUUAAAAACUGGUCAUAAAUCCACAGUGGGAACACUGGGUUUUCCAGAUGACAAUUCAGACUGGCAGAAUUCACAACCUGAUGAGGAAAAGCAAUUAGAAGUUCAGUAUUCUGUUUCAAGUCACUCUGAAACAAACCAGUUAACAAAUGCUAAGGAGGACUCUUGGGGAUCACCUUCACAAGAUAAAGAACUACAAGAAACACUUUUCACCAGUGUAAAUGAUGAUGGAAAUCAGCCUGCAGGUGGAGAACAUGAAAGACUAGUACAUCCUAUGAAUAUUCCUGAUAGUCAGAUAAUUCAAGAUGUGGUAGACUUCAAACAACUUGAUUCUUUCAUACUGGAUAAAGAUGAAAGGGACUUGAAAGAGCAGUUCUUUUCUACAAAUGAUGAAAAUCAUCCAACUCUUCAGAAUCCUUUUUCAGAUGAGGAACAAGGUAUACCAAAUACAUCAGCUCAAGAAAUCACUGUACUGGAUCCACCAAAAGAUAAUGAGGGAAAUGCAAAUCUCAUCCCUCAAGAACAACAGCAGGACACCUAUGAAAGCUUAGAAGUGCAAAACUCCCUGCCAGGGGCUUUCACUGUAGGAAACUUGCUCCCUGAAAUGGCAGAGAAGUCAAGUCCAGGGUGGAGUCUGUUAGCUCCCCAAACUGCACUUAUCCCAGAUAUCUUACAGGAUAAAGCACGAGAAAAUAAUCACCUGUUUUCAGUGGAACCUGACCUGUGGACUAAUGCUGAGCAGAUUGUCACUUUAAAAUCAGAUGGUGAAAAUCCUGAUAUAUUAAGUCACUGUGACCAAGACAAUAAUUCAGAGGCAUCAAGCAGUCCUGAUGUGUGCCAGGAAUAUGAAGCUAAACAUGCCUUGAUUCCUUCUUCUCAGAUUGGGGUGGAGCCUGAAGGCAGUCAGCUGAUUCAGACAUGUUCAAAUAUGAGUAAAGAGGCAGAUUUUGAUCCAAAAUGUCAGUCAGUAAUGCAGAAGAUGGAGAUACAGUCUGAAAGCAGUAGUCCCCAGGAUUAUGGACAAGAAAAGACUGACGAAUUGUAUCAGUUAAUCUCUUCUAAUAAUCAGGAGCCCCCUGAAUUUCUGGUUUUGGAAGAACAUGGUCUAGAAAAUAAACUUGUUACUGAUGUAGUUGAGGCAGCUGGAAUUACCAAUGAAGUUUUAGAAGUGAUGUCCUUAGAACUGAAAGAUACCUUCCAGGAAAGUCCUGCAAGCCAUCAAGGAGCACCAACUGAUACGGCUCAAAUGCAUUUGGCUCCCACAGAUAUCACUCUACCUGACACGUCAAAACAAAGCUUAAAAGAACGUAGUGCUUUGGCUGAAGCUGAAAAAUAUUCUGAUAUUGACCAUACAGCAAUAACUGGUGAUGAGCUAGACAUGUCUGAAGAAUGUGUGGAUGAAUCUGAGACACACAGAUUCAUAGGGAUAGAACAUAACGUCAGGAAUGUAUUAGUGACUAAUGUCCCAGGGAGCCCAUGUAGUGGAAUGAACAUACUGGGGAUAGUAGGCAGUGAAGCAGCAGAAGGCGAAUCAAAGGAUGAACCCAUAUUCUUCCCUGAAUCCUUUCUUCCUAGUGGUAAUGAAGGCCAUGAAUGUGAUUCAACUUAUCAGAUGGUUGAUGACACAGCAAAAGAAUCCACAGAUAUAAUAGAAAAUGCUGUUGCUGUGCUUAAGGAAAAGCCCAGUGACCAAUCACCAGUUCUGUGUGUCCCAUCCUCCUAUGUAUCUUUUGAUGCUGAGCUGUCUGGCAGCGGGGAGUGUGCACAGGAUGAACACUUGUCACAGCAGCCAUUCUGUGACACUGUUUCUUUGGAGAAACCAUUACCACUCUCAGCUCCUUUGGAAGUUGCAGAAGACAUCUUCAUGGCCAAAGACCGCAGCAGUAAAGAUCAGGUGCCUGAGACCUCCACAGCGUGCCUUCAAGAAAAUCACACAUCAGUACCUUCACUUUCCGAGGCUGAAGUAACUGUGAGAACUUCCAAAGUUCUGACGGGAAAAUCUGAAGCAGAAACAACCGAUCUCGACUCACCACCAGGUGGAGAUAAAAGAUCACCCGAUGACACUGGCACUGACUCCAUGCUUGGUAGGCAGAAUAAGCUGAGUAUUUCCUCUGACUGCUCUGAACUGAGAAGUACAGACGGUAAGAAGGAUGUGAGGAUGCAAGUGCACCAAGAUCCAGCUUCACUGGAUAUGGAUUACAUCCUUGUUACCGAGGAAGAAAAGUCACCUUCAACAAAAGAUACUGUGGAAGAAACAGAAUCUCCUGGAGGCUUUUCACAGGGUUCCUUGGAUACCUUUCAGCCAAUCUCCAUUACAAAUGAAAUGGAAGAUUACUCUGUUUCUGGGACUGAAUGGGACUCUGUUCACUUAGAAGAGAAAAGUUCUUCUCUUGUGCCUCAAAAACUGGAUGAUGAAAAGCAAGCACAGGAAAGCUGUGGGCCAGAUGAGGGCUGGAUUAUACUGGGCCAAAAUGAAGCCAGUGACGAAUCACCUGAAGAAGCUUCUGCCAAGUCAGAGGUGCCAAAAUCAGGUUCAAGAAAUUCUGGAGAAGAACCUGCAGCUGUGGUAGCACAGGCAUUGAUUCUUGACACUCAGAUAGAAAUUCAGGUAGAAACUCCCCUUCAGAAACCUUUUGAACGUGAGGACUUUUCUUCAGAAAGUGCACCUGCUGAGGACAAGAAUUUGGGCACUGCAGAAACCAAUGUGUUGAAAACAGUUGGUGGUGAUGAUUCAUGGGAAGUAAAUUCUCAACAGAGACUCAGAAAUAACAUAGAAACAGAACAGGAAAUCAAGGAGGAAAUGGUGCUUCUCAACACUGAAAGAGAACUGAGUCAAAAAUCAGGGUUGGUUCAAGAGGAUGUGGGAAUGGACAUUCCCUUUGCGGAGGGUGUGUUAAGCCCCAGUUCUACAGAGAUGAGACCUGAACCACCCAAUUCUCUUGAUCUUAAUGGUUCCAAUCCCAGAAGGAUAAAGCUCACUGCUCCAAAUAUCAAUCUCUCUCUGGACCAGAGUGAAGGGUCUGUACUUUCUGAUGAUAAUUUGGAUACGCCAGAUGAAAUUGACAUCAAUGUAGAUGACCUUGACACUCCUGAUGAAGCAGACUCUUUUGAAUACACCGGACAAGAAGAGCAGACUACUGCUAAGGAUGCUUCCCAGGAGGAGUCUGAAUCAAUUCCAGAGUACACUGCUGAAGAGGAGCGAGAGGACAACAGGUUAUGGAGAACAGUGAUUAUUGGAGAACAAGAACAAAGAAUUGAUAUGAAAGUCAUUGAACCUUACAAAAAGGUCAUUUCACAUGGAGGAUACUAUGGUGAUGGUCUGAAUGCUAUCAUUGUGUUUGCAGCAUGUUUUUUGCCAGACAGCAGUCGAGCUGAUUACAACUAUGUCAUGGAAAAUCUUUUCCUCUAUGUAAUCAGUACCUUAGAGCUGAUGGUAGCUGAAGACUAUAUGAUUGUUUAUUUGAAUGGAGCAACACCAAGAAGGAGGAUGCCUGGGCUGGGUUGGAUGAAAAAAUGUUACCAGAUGAUUGAUCGACGAUUACGGAAGAAUUUGAAAUCAUUUAUAAUUGUUCAUCCAUCAUGGUUUAUCAGGACAAUUCUGGCUGUGACACGACCUUUUAUAAGCUCUAAGUUCAGCAGUAAGAUACAAUAUGUCAACACAUUAGCAGAGCUUCGUGAGAUGAUUCCAAUGGAAUAUGUGCACAUACCAGACAGUAUUGUCAAACUGGAUGAAGAACUGAGGGAAGCUUCAGAAACAGCUAAAACUAGCUGCCUCUCAAAUGACCCAGAAAUUACUUCAGUGGAGCAGGAGUAAGAAUUUAUUCCUAAUACUGUCAUUACAUUUUAACAUUUUUACAUCAGCGCUGCUGGGUAGACUCCAUAAAGCUUUCUGGAGAGCUAAAUACUUUUAUAGCUGUUUUCAGGAACUUGAAACAUAUCAGCAAAGCAAGCACUGAAGUUAGGAUUUAUUAUACUUGCAGUGCAGAUGUGUUUAAAGUGUCCUUCACCAUUUCCAAGCUGGGACAAAUAGAAUUCUUGGCCUCACAAUGUUCAGAUUAAGUUAUGUGAAAAC